This is a messenger RNA of Scomber japonicus (chub mackerel), 7843 nucleotides long. RefSeq names its product immunoglobulin superfamily, member 9b (gene igsf9b). Gene Ontology annotation, molecular function: protein binding. The coding region runs from base 168 to 6332 and encodes 2054 amino acids. Gene Ontology annotation, biological process: cell-cell adhesion. NCBI's taxonomy places the organism in Eukaryota, Metazoa, Chordata, Actinopteri, Scombriformes, Scombridae. The transcript is spliced from 21 exons. The record is from RefSeq and is a predicted model, not a curated record.
CCUUAAUAUUAUUUCUCCCUGAAGAGGAGGAAAUAAACGGUUGAAUUUAAUCUGCGAGACGAGUCUAAAAGAAGAGCAUCAAUGGAUUGAAAGAUUGUACCUGACGCUUCAAGUGAAAAAAGUGCCUCAAGCAAGGUUGGGAGAUGUGUAAAGGGUGACGGACGGCCAUGGGACUGGAGAGACAGUGGCUUCAGGCUGUCACCAUUGCUGUAGCCAUCUGUCUACUAAGUGUGUCUCAAAGCGUGGCAUCACUGGUUCGUGCCCGGGAGGGGAGCUCUGCAGAGCUCAGCUGUAAUCUCACGCCUACAUCUAAAGAAGCCACCACCCCAAACCUCUUCCCUCUACAUGUGGUAGAGUGGGUGCGCCUCGGUUACAACGUUCCCGUCCUCAUCAAAUUUGGAGUGUAUGCUCCUCGUGUUCAUCCAAACUACAAGGGCCGAGUAACUUUGACCCAGGGUGCCUCUCUGCUGGUGGAAGGGCUGACCCUGGAGGACGAGGGCUGGUUCGAAUGCCGCAUUCUGCUCCUGGAUAGCAAAACCGACAACUUUCAAAACGGCACAUGGACGUUCCUCUCCAUCACAGCUCCACCUGUGUUUAUCAAGACCCCACCAACUUUUGUGGAGGUUUUGCUCGGAGACUCGCUGACGCUCAGCUGUGGAGCCCAUGGCAACCCUCGGCCAACUGUCGUCUGGCAUAAAGAUGAGAACCCGAUUGAGAAACAUGAAAAAAUAAAAGUGCUCAAUGGUAGCCUGUCUUUGGCCUCCAUCACGAGAAAUAUUUCAGGAGUCUACAAAUGUCACGUGUCCAACACAGAGGGGAACCUGACCCACUAUACACAGCUGCAGGUCAAAGGUCCCCCACUCAUCAUCAUCUCGCCAGAGGACACCACUCUUAACAUGUCACAGGAUGCAGUUCUGCAGUGCCAGGCUGAUGCUUACCCUUCCAACCUCACCUAUGAAUGGAUGAAACAGGGACAGAAUGUUUACCACAUUGAGUCUCUGAAGUCACGUGUGAAGGUUUUGGUGGAUGGAACACUUCUUAUCCCUAAUCUAAUCCCAGAAGAUGCUGGCAAUUACACCUGUGUCCCAACUAAUGGGAUACUGACCCCGCCCUCAGCUUCUGCACAUCUGAAAGUGAAACACCCUGCUCGUAUAGGCCGAAUGCCCAGAGAAACAUACCUGCCAGCUGGCAUGGAGGGGGUCAUUGUCUGCCCUGUCCAGGCUGAUCCCCCUGUGCUAUAUGUCAACUGGACCAAAGAUGGGAACAAUUUAAAUCUUGACAACCUCCCAGGUUGGAUGGUGAACUCCGAAGGCUCAGUUUUUAUAGCAACAGCCAAUGACAAUGCUGUUGGCAUGUACACCUGCACUGCAUAUAACAGUUACGGCACUAUGGGCCAGUCUGAACCCACGCAAGUCAUUCUGCAGGACCCCCCAUCUUUCAAAGUGUUUCCCCGGCCUGAGUACCUCCAGGAGGUGGGCAGAGAGUUGAUCAUCCCCUGUGAAGCCAUUGCAGACCCCACUCCGAACAUAACAUGGAGCAAGAUUGGCCCUACUCCUCGCUCCCCAUAUACUGUGUUGGCUAAUGGCUCCCUCCUGCUGCAGCCACUGAGUAAAGACCACCAUGGGGGCUGGGAGUGCUUAGCCACUAAUCGAGUAGCUACCGUCAGUGCAGGCACUGUGGUCAUGGUGCUGGGCACCAGUCCUCAUGUUGUGUCUUCAGUAUCUGUCACCACAGAGAUGAAUCAGGCCAAUGUAUCUUGGGUUCCCGGCUUUGAUGGUGGAUACACCCAAAAGUUCACUGUGUGGUCAGUAACAUCAAUCACUUUCAACACUUUUCUCACUUCUCAACAAGCAGACGCAUUUACUGUUUUAUUUUGCUAUCUUUAUUUUGGAUGGCUUUGUUUUUUCUCCAGGGUCAAGCAGGCAUCCAGAGGGAAACAUGAAUGGGCUUCUUUGCCUGUGCCCACAUCCAAAAACUAUCUAUUGAUUACGGGGCUACUUGCUGGCACCGGUUAUCAGUUCAGUGUCCUACCUCAGAAUAAGCUAGGCUCUGGACCUUUCAGUGAAAUCGUUACUGUGCGAACUCAAGCUGUGCCAACAGAAACACCUACGGUCGUCACCACUCUCCCAACACUGGAACCUCCUGUAUUCCUGUCAGCCAACCGGACUGGACAAGGCAUUUUCCUGCAGUGGUCACCUCCUGAAGCUCCAUCCUCUCCACUGACAGGUUAUGUGCUGCAGGCCCGCCGGGAUCAGGGCCAGUGGGUCAUCCUCAGCAGUAACAUCAGUGCCAAUCAGAGUGAACUAGUGGUACAAGGACUGCUACGGGACUCCAGUUAUGAUCUGAGGCUGAUGUCCCGCAGCAAUAAAAUACUCAGUGAACCGAGUGACUCUGUUAAUGUAUCCACCACGGGGAUGGAGAUUUACCCCUUGCGCCCAAGUUUCUUGGAGUUCAUCCCUGAGCCUCUGCUGGCUGGUGUGUUAGGAGGAGUGUGCUUCCUGUUCAUGGCCAUCGUCCUCUCCUUGGUGACAGCUUGCUAUAUGAGUAACAGGAGACAACGUCGGCGCAGAAAGAGAAGACAAGACCUCCCAUCUGCCUUCCAGAAGAGCCAUACUACAGAACCCGGCUCACCUCCUCGGAGCCCCGACAGUGUCUUAAAGCUGAAGCUGUGCCCACCGCUUCCCUUCUUCCCCAACCCCUCCUCACAGUCUGACCGCUCCUCCUUUGAUAAAGGCAGCCGUGGGGAAUACCAAGACCAGCGGAAACAACUCCUUUCCAACUCAUCUCCACCACCUCAUUACACACUCUUUGAGAGUCACCUUGGGUCCCAGGACCCCUCAUCAACUGCUUUGGAGUCAAUCUCCAGAGGCCCAGAUGGACGCUUUAUUGUCCAAGCAGUGCCAGAGAGUUCCAGUCCCUCCAAUAAGCAAAUCUUGAAGAAGGAUGUCCUGCAAAGUAAUGGAGGGGCAAGUUGCUCAGGAAGCAACCGGACAUCGUUCAGAGACUCUCCAAAGUUAAGCAACUUGAGCUCAGAAAAGGAUGACAGGAAGGAUUCUCCUCUCACUGUGGACGUCCCAGAGCUGAGCAGACCUCCUUCCUCCCCUGGAAGAGUACGGGCCAUGGCCAGAAACUUCUCCCGUCACGGCUGCUUUUACUCUGAUGACGAACAGGGAUCAGAGGCCCUACUGGAAAGAGCCAGCUUCUAUUCAGACAACAGCGAGAAAAAACCCAGUGAUUCUCUGAGGAGGUAUCGCAUGCCGGGUCACACUGAAGACCUUUUCCCUAGUUUGGGCAGAAGAACCAAGCUUCUGGAUAGAGAGAAAGGCUACCGGCCUAUGGAGAGUCAGCUGACUAAUAACAGCACUCUGGUCUCACAACUUGACAGUGAGCUGGAGAGGGACAGCAUUAACAAGUGUGUCCAACUCGCAAAGGAGAGGGAGGAAAUGGAGAGGGAGUUAGAGAGCUAUACAGCUAAUCAGAGAAGUCGUAGGAAAGAGAAAUGUCAGUCUAAUAAGGCAGAAAGCCCUCAAAGGGGCUCGCCUAAAUCAGAAGAAGAGCCUGUAUGGAAACCACAAGAUGUUAUCAUUAGACAAAAACAUAGGCCCUCAGGUCACACAAAUCGGGUGUCUGACUAUCGGAGGGCGUGCUACUUUGGGAACACCAGUAGUCCAAUGGACCGGCUUCCUACCUCUCGCAUACACUGGGACAUUAGCCCUGUUACAUCGGUCACUAGCCUAAUUCCAGUACAAAGCCCCCGGGAUACCACAUCACCCAGGUCUAAGCAUCCUUGCACACGUAGAGAAACCACAGAAGACUCUCUUGCUGUAGAUUCAUCAAAAUCUCCCGUCACCCAGAACACCUCCCUUCCCAUGCUCUCUCCUGAUGCCAGCUUGGCUAGCCCCCCUAUUUUGUGUUUAGACACACCUGACAAAGCCAGGUCAAUGAUUCCUAGGAGAGAGCUGGAUAUAUGCAGGAAGUCCAUGACUGAGGAAGGCUUGAGGGAAAAUAAUCAGGACAGAGUUGUUGCUUUCAGGUCAAGAAAUUCAUACGCUUAUGGCACUCAGCCUUGGGAUUCAGCUUCCAGAAGUCCUUUAGUUGACAGCGUGAGGCCUCAAAGUCCAACUCAACCUUUCACUUCUUCUCCACCAUACACAGCCACAAGAGAUCCCAGUCCUUCAAGUUUUUCUACUUUACCCUAUCAUGAAGUUGCAGCAAAGGUCAAAGGCAGGGAGACUCAAGGCUACGAUGACCAACGAUGUUCAGGUUUUUACACUGAAUUAGAAAGAGAGGGCGUCCGGGCGCGCUCCAGGAGGAGUGACAAAUGUCUUUUCUCUGAUAGCCCCAGCCCUGUUUCAACACUGACUCUUGUAGAAGAAGUUGAUAGUGACCAGUCCCAGUUUUCUGUCCGCAGAAUGUCAGGGUCCUUCAAGGCCAAGCCUGCAGCUCCAUCCCCCAAAAUGUCCCCACUGCAAACAAGUGCAAUUCUUGAAUACCUGAGCCUUCCAGGUUUCAUCGAAAUGAGCGUGGAUGAGCCUGUGGAAAAAGCUGAAGUUACAGACACUGCUGGACAGAGCUCAGACUUAAAACCAGGAAAAUCUCUGAUUGCUAAGCCUGAUGUAGUUCCUAAAAACUGGGAGGUCCAUGUUGAGGGGGUAGCGGACUCAAACCAAAAGGAGGUUUGCUUUGAGCAAACACGUUCUUUAGGUGCUGCAGAGACAAACUUUGACGCAAGUAAAAAACAAGGCUAUAGACACUCCCUCAAUGCACAAGCUAGAGAUUCUUCACACAGAGUAAGAUUUCCCGAUGAGAUGAGACCAUCAUCGCCUGGUCCAGAAAAAACUAGCAAGCAGCUUUAUGAUGAGAAAACACAAAUAAGGAAUAAAAACGCAGACAGACCUGAGUCCAGAUUUGGAUCCAGGUCGGCUCACACCUUGUUUAGUGCAGCUAAAGGCAUGGCAGAUAUAGUGUCAAAACAUUCACAAAGUUUUGCAGAUUAUGGUGAGUCAGAGAAAUCCCAAAGACAAGCUUCUCAGGGCAGCAGGACUAAUAAUAUUGCAUCACGAAUAUGUCAAGCCCCUGUGCCAUUUCUGAAGAAGUCCUUAAGCAUAGGCCCUUGUAGGACUCUUUCAGGUAUGGGACCGCCUCGUCCUUUCCUAAAGAAAUCCAUCAGUCUUGGCUCACAGAGGUGGGAGCACUUUGAAAGCCCGAGAGCAUAUGUUUCCGAGAGAUGUUACUGGGACGAGUUCCCAAACCCAGAUGUCAGAGUAAAGUCCUACAGUUUGGGUCGCACUCCGUCUUCCCUCCCCAGGCCAGGCCCCUCCUGGAGGGAGUAUGUCCCGUUCAGACGCCCCAGCAUGGGGAGCUUAGAGAGGCCUCACCACACACAAAGACCUUUAGCUAGUCCUUCCUACCUCACUCCUUCCAUGUACCCUCCCAGACAAACCUCUAUCUCCCCAGUUUUGGAACCCUGUGAUCCACGACGACAAGCCACCGUUUUCCCCGAGUCCUCCCGGUGGUCCCCCUCUUAUCAGGACACCCUGAGGUCUGCCCAGCAUAAGUAUAUUCCCAUGCCCUCCUCCAUUCCUGUCCCCCAGUACCAGCACUGGCCAGGAUCCAGAGUGGAAAACAUGAGACCCAUGGACCCAAGGAGGGGCCCUCCGAGGUCCUACCUGCCCAGAGGUAUCAGCUGGCCCUCACCCUACUAUACCCCCUUCCCACCGAGGGAGGGGGAGGGUUACAGACAGCCAGACAGGGUGAUGGGGAGAGGGGGUGAGACAGAGAUCCGGGAAGUCAGAGAGGGAGGGAGGGCCAGUUAUGCCAGUCAAAGCAGUGGUAGGGGUAGCACCGGUCUCUUCCGACAGUCCCUGUCCAUCACUCCCACACUGCUCAGCUCCCCAGAAACCACAGAGGAGAGUGAGCGGCACAGAGCUGAGAUGGAGCUACCAGAGAGGAGAAUGAAAAGAAGGAACACAUCAGUAGAUGAGAGUUAUGAGUGGGACUCUGCUGAUGCCUGUGUGGACUCGGAGGUCCUGGAGGCCAUGAGGUUUGAUCAGUCACAAGCGGGUUUUUGGAAAGGCAGGGGAGAGCUCAGAUAUGAUCAAACCGACGGCCUCCAGGACCAGCGAAAAAAAGGCCCGUCUCCCUCAGUCAGCCCACCAGUUUCCAACCCACCUCGCUGCCAGUUCAGUCGCUCCCUAAGUGAGGCGCGUUUCAACGCUCUCCGUCUGGAGUACCAAGAGUACAGGCGCGCUCAGGAUUCCACCUGUUCCCGUGAGCCCUGCCUCACGCCUGGCUGUGAUUCAGACUCUGACUGCCACUCAGCACUGCUCUAGCAGCUUGACCCGGUUUAUCAAAAACAGAUACCAAAUAAUAGACGACAGCACUGUGGUCCUUGCCAGUGUCACACCCCACUGGAGUUUUGUCAUGUAAAAGAGCUUGUUGUAUAAAGUUUGGAUCCUCGGUUACAGCACACUAAAAUGAUCCGGUUUUAAGGGACAGCGACAGAUGACAGGCUGCACCUCCUCAGUUGUCAUCAGAUGACAUAUAUUCUUUUUCUUGUUCUUGUUCCACUGUGCUUUGGAUAAUGAAGCUGAGAAGGGAUUAUUUAUUUUUAUAACAAGCUUGUGCAACUGUGUUUUGGGAUUUUUGUUAAAACCUUGACAAUCAGACACACUGGGGCCCCUUUUGAGGAAAGACACGUUCACCCUCGACAAAUAUGAGUUUACAGUUGAGAGUUGAGAACGACCUGCUUUAUGAAAGCAGCAGCACGCAACAUGGUUUAUUUUACCUUUAUGUCUACUACAUCAAAAACUUCCCUUUAAUAAUAAAAAUAUGCUUAUGACAAUUAUGUAGGUCCAAGAUGACAUCUGUUAGUGGAAAUAUCUGUAAUGUUCCCAGUAUAACAGUGCUCCAAGCAUUUUCACCACCCUCUCCCUUUGAAUAUGACCCGAGUACUCAAAUAAUAGUACUUCAAGAUCAAAUGAUUAAGUUACUCUGAUUUUGUCCUUUAGAACAGCAUCUUAGAGCAGUCCAUGAUAUCAACUUCAUUACUCCAAACAAUCAUUUGCCACUUUCCCUGAAAUCAUUCACAUCAGUCGGUACAGUGUUCACAUGUUGAGAUUUUAUAAAACAAAUUAAAAUAGCCUCCCAGUAUUUGUUAAGAUAUCUGUACAAAUGUUUAUAUGUACCUUAAUGUGAAUGAACCUUGCUGUUAUAUUGUAUAUUCCACAAUCCAUUUCAUCACAUGAGAAAAUGCUACUUUACUCCACCUGAAUCAGACAAACUGACUCUGUAAAUGACAGACAGUGCAACUUGAUAAGAAACACAGGGGGAAAUGAUUUUUGCCUUAUUUUUAUGAAUUUCAUAUGUAUUCUACAGUUGUUGAUUUAACAUGGGAGGUUUGAGCUGACAAGCUAGAAUCAAACUCAUCAGAGGAUUCAAAGUUGUUAAAAAUGUACCUUUUCUACACAAGCUUUCUGGAUAUUUAUUGACGCGAGUUAUCAUAUGCAACAAAGUUUACAAUUCACGUCACUGAUGUGAAGACAACACUGUGAAUAUUUCAUCGACUUCUAAUUCUGUAUUUGAAUUGUGAAUCUGUUAUAAAUUGUGUGCCCAUUAGCUUACGUUUGUUCUGUUGGUUUUUUUUUACUGGAAAAUGACAAAAGUUGUUUUUGUACAUCACCUGGCAAACAGAUUUAAAUAAUAUCUUUGUAGCUAUACUUUGGGAAGAGUCAACAUUUGUACUAUAUUUACUUACAUAACUGAUAAUGAUGAUGAAAAUCUUCAUAUGGAGCAAGUUUGCAUUUCUGAUGAUGGUUUUGGACGUUUUGUACAAACUGGAAAA